Carassius gibelio (silver crucian carp) is the source of this 3728-nucleotide messenger RNA. Its product is annotated as KIAA2013 ortholog. The record is from RefSeq and is a predicted model, not a curated record. Bases 723 to 2621 code for a protein of 632 amino acids. The transcript is spliced from 4 exons. Lineage: Eukaryota; Metazoa; Chordata; Actinopteri; Cypriniformes; Cyprinidae.
CCGUUUCGAAGAUUCCAGGUCAGUCUUAUAUACUGGUCCAGGAUCAGUUUUAUCUUCCACUGUUACGUUGCGGUGACGUUGGACGCGCUGCUAGGGCUGGUCCUACAACAGCGAUUACAAGCGCUUAGUCCAGCUCGAACUAUGACUACGACAGGUCUUCGACACUUCCGCUAUUUUUACGGCAGCCAUCUGGUUUCCUUCCACAAGUAGAGAUGUCAGCUGGCUGAGAGAUGACAUGUACACACAGCAAAUAAAACUGACGAGCUACGUCGAAACAAACUCUAACAGGAACACGCAAGUACGGGACGCAAACAUUACGCCGAGGCGACAAAGUAAACGCGGAAGUGUGAACGCGCCAUGCGGGUGAGCCGAAAUGUGUCGACUAGCUUGAUAACAUCAACUGCGUUAUAGCGCUGCAAUUUAUGUAAACUCCUCGCAGCUUCAAGUUGCUGGUUUAACAGAUGUUUGGAGUUGUUUUUUGCACUCAUUUAAACGGAAACUCGACACUCAAGUGUUUGCUUCUGUAAUGAAAAAGUAGGUUUUUCCAGCACUCUGUCACAGAAGAAAUCAAUUCAGCCUUGUUUUGCGCGUUGCUCUUCAAGUCUAGCUUGAUGAGUUAAUGCUACUAUGCCUGUUAGAGCUGUUUGCCACUCCCAGCUUUUACUGCUGUUAGGAAGUCCUGUAGGUAUCGCCCUUGACUGAGGAAAACUGCAGUGUAGUUCAUGUAUAAUCCGCCGAAAACCACGUGGAGCAAGAGACAGAUGAUGUGGCUUCAACAGAGGUUAAAAGGUCUGCCAGGUCUGCUCUCGAGCAGCUGGGCCCGCCGUGUCCUGGUGGGAUUACUGCUCUUCCUCAUUUUCUACUGGUACUUGAGUUCAGAUGGGCUCCUGAAGUUUCUCAGCAUGUCCAGGGAGUCUGGAGGAGCGGCGGGGGCUUGUCUGCAGACCGAUCUUCACAGGUGGGUGCCGUUGGUGGACCGAGGGGAGGGAGUGGUGCUCACCCCCCAAACCAAAGAAACAGUCCCAUUUGUGGUUGGUAAUGGACAUUUCCUGGUGGAUGUGGACUCUAAUAAACUCUGGGUAGCUUCAUCUUCACAGCCUGGAUCCGCGCCGGUUCACCAAACAGACUACGGACCGAUAGUGCGCCUGCAGAUCCCAGGAACACGCUCGGAAGCUCGAGGAAUGAUGCUGUGGUACAGAAAAGGCUCUGUUCUGUCCUCCCGAUGUAUCCUGACAGCGUCUUCUCACGAUUGCGUCGUCAUCCGAGAGGAGUUUGUUGCGCAUCGCAGUCGACCCAAUGUUUAUCUCCAGAGAAUUUACAUAUCAAACCCUACAGACCGUCCGGUUUCCAUCGACCUGGUCACGGAGUCUCCAUCGUUUAGGAGCACUGCGGAGAAGAUGGAGGAAAAAGAGUUUGUGCUCUCCUCAGGACGGGUGCUCACGGAAAAAAAGGACACCGUGUUGGUGGUGGUGGCCUCAAAGAAGCUGAGCACCAAGAUCCAGGUUUCUGCCAAAUCGGAAUACAAAGAAAACCUGGUGAGCGUGAUUCACACCUCGGAGCCCACCGAGGGCGGGAAACUGGACGAAACCCUCGGCAAGCUCAGAGAAGGAGUCAAGAAAGAGAUGGUGGAUGUCCUCCGAGCCAAUGUGGACGAACUGAUACAAGAGCACCAGCAAGCAUGGGUGGAUCUCUUCAUAUCUGGUGUGGAAAUCAGAAAGAUCACAGACGCCCAUACUCCGUCCAGUCGCACAGUCAACAACACGCUGUACUACAUUCUGUCGACCUCCACAGCGCCCCUCCUGGAUCAGAGUCUCACAGCAGAAGAGCACGAACGCCUGGAGUCCAGUCUGAACUACGCUGACCACUGCUUCAGCGGCCACGCCACCAUGCACGCCGAGAACCUGUGGCCGGAGCGCCUGUCCAACGUGGCUCAGAUCCUGCAGCUGGUGAACCUCUGGAACCUGACCUUCCAGAAAAGAGGAUGCAAGGUCCUUGUGGCAGCAGGCACUCACGGUAUGAUGCAAGGCAUGGUCCUGAGUUUCGGCGGUCUGCAGUUCACCGAGAACCACCUCCAGUUCCAGGCCGACCCGGAUGUUCUUCACAACAGCUACUCUUUGAGGGGCAUCCAUUACAAUAAAGACCUUAUCAACCUGGCCGUGCUGCAGGACGCCGAGGGCAAGCCCUUCCUGCACGUGUCCGUCAAGCCUCAGGAGAAACCCGUGAAGCUGUACGCUUGCGAGGCCGGCUGCAUGAACGAGCCCGUGGAACUGACCUCGGAGCUUCGAGGCCACAUGUUUCCGGUGAUGGUGACCCAGCCCAUCACGCCUCUGCUGUACAUCUCCACUGAUCUCACUCACCUGCAGGACCUGAGACACACGAUGCACGUCAAGGCCAUCUUGGCUCAUGAGGACCACAUGGCCAAGCAGUACCCAGGCCUGCCCUUUCUCUUCUGGUUCAGUGUGGCGUCCCUCAUCACGCUCUUCCACCUCUUCCUCUUCAAACUCAUCUAUAAUGAGUACUGCGGGCCUGGAGCCAAGCCGCUCUUCAGGAGUAAGUUUGGACUCCUACUCUGGGAAAACAAGGAAACAGAUCCACUGGAUGGAGUAGAUUCAACAGGAUGAUGUUACUGUCUGAAGCCUAAUCCAGUGUGCAGGAACAUUAAAUAAUGCUCUAUCUCUGGAUGUCCUCUCAGGAUUGAUUUUAAUCACUGGACACGUACCAAACUACUUAAUACAUGUUUUCCAUUUUGCUAUGUGUAUUUAAUUAUGAACGUUAUCUGAAUGAACGUCAUCUGAUUUUGGUUGAAGAUUAUGUAAGUUAAAAUAUGAAGACUCUUUAAAGGUGCCCAUCAUGUGCAAAUUAGUGAUCAAAUAUCAACAAUUAUGAAGGAUUCAAACAAUACCUGUAUUAAUUUAUUCUUUUAGCUUAUAAACAAACAUAAUAAUACAAUCUUAAUAGAAACAAAAUAAAAAAAUGCAGCUCCUAAAUACUGAUUUUAUGUAAAAUAAAUAAAUAACCUUCUAAGAUCACCAUUUGUCUUUGAUUAAUCUCUCGUCAUUUUUUUUAAGAAAAUAAAUAUAAAUGGCUUGGACUUCAUUAGAUUGUCGUCCAGCUGAUGCUUUUAUCCAAAGUGACUUACAGUCUCUUAUCAGAGACACAAUGGUGUCAGUUGGUGAAUGCUUGAAUUCACAAUCUUUCUGCUAAUGAAGGUUAUGAUAAAGUGAACUGCUGGGCUUCCCCAACCAGUCACAGGCUGCACUGAGUUGCAUUGCUCAACAAACUGUCCUCAACGCCUUACCAAAUUGGUGUUCCACUGGUUUAGAAGGUCGGCCAGUAAGUCCCCCAGAAUGAUUACAAAAGUGCACAGACAUUGCAAAGGUUGUAGGAGUUGUUUUAUAGUCUGGAGUUGCUGGAGCUCCAGAUAAGAUUUUACAUGCAAAUAAAUAAAUAAAAUCUCUAAGACAAUUAGCACAGGUGUGAUGUAGUAAGUAGAAGACCUCACUCCAUCUUUGGCAACAUUUCCCUCAUCAUUAUCUUACCCUGUACGAACCAAAAUAUAAUUAUUUUACCACUAGAGGGCAAUGUGCACUGUUCACCUGUUCGACAUCACAUUUUAACCUUCCCUUGAGGAUGUAUUGGACAGGUAUGGGUGAACAUAUGGUUCUCAGCUCCACAUGCUUUUAUUGUAAAUGUUGUUUGUUCAUUAAAAUAACCUGUCAAGAAAUGGA